Messenger RNA from Dreissena polymorpha, 1575 nucleotides. RefSeq lists its product as uncharacterized. The transcript is spliced from 4 exons. Gene Ontology annotation, cellular component: chromatin; nucleoplasm. NCBI's taxonomy places the organism in Eukaryota, Metazoa, Mollusca, Bivalvia, Myida, Dreissenidae. Gene Ontology annotation, molecular function: ubiquitin-protein transferase activity; zinc ion binding; protein binding. The record is from RefSeq and is a predicted model, not a curated record. The coding region runs from base 1 to 1575 and encodes 524 amino acids. Gene Ontology annotation, biological process: positive regulation of DNA-templated transcription.
AUGGCAGCAAGUGCUCAGUUUUCAGUUGAUCAGGGUUCUAAUGAAGUGAAUGACUAUAUUUGUAAUGCCUGUGAAGACCAGAAUAAAGUUGAGACAAGUGCUGAUUUCUAUUGUAAACAGUGUGAUCGGUUUUAUUGUGGAAACUGUAUUGAUUUACAUGGUAAAUUGUUGGCUAAACAUACAACAUUUGGAAAAAAAGAUAUAGAUAAAUGGCCAGUUUCAAAAAAGGUGGUGCAUUUUCUACUUUCUUGUGAUGAACACAAAGACAAUAAAGUUGACAAGUUCUGCAACACCCACAGACAGCUGUGCUGCCCUCAGUGUGUAUUAGAUUAUCACAGCCAGUGCAGUAAAGUGACCCAGAUUUCGGAGCUGACCAACACGCAGCCCUCAGGCCUAGAGGGGCUGUCAGUGGAGCUGGAAACUGUCCUGGGGGAAAUUAAAACCCUGCAGAUCAGUCAGGAGGCCAGCAUUCAGUCCUUGCAGAGAACAUACAAUGAACAUAGGGAAGUUAUGAUAGAGCAAAUGUGUGGCAAUUUAAAUACUUAUAUAGAUGAAUGUGAUAAUAAUUCUGUGGGUACAUCAGGCGGAAAUGAGCAAUAUUUAAAAGAAGAGAUAUGUAGGAAUGUUGUUUCUAUCGUGAAUGAAUUUGAUAAUAUUACUGCGAAGGAACUUAACGAGAUGAAAGAUGAAGUUAUAAGCAUUAAAGGGUCAGUUACAAGUUCUAUUCAUAAAUGCACCAGUCUUCACAAUGACUUGUCACAAUUCCAUGAAAUUGUUCAAAAAAUUGGAGAUCAUAAGGAGCUCUGUUUUAUAGCCAGCAUAAAAUGUAAGCCUAUAAUACAGCAGGCACUGACUCUGCUGGGAAAGUCAGGCAAGGCGUUUAAUGUCCAGAGUAAUGCUCAGCACAAUGUGAGAAUACCAAGUGAUUCACGUACAUGUUAUAUCACAGGCAUGUGUGUUCUGACUGAUGGGCAGGUGCUGGUUGCAGACAGGAGGAAUAACAGAGUCAAGCUGCUGAACCAGCAGUACCAGGUGGUGAGUCACUGUGAUGUGACUGACUAUGUAGAGGACAUGUGUCAGAUCACACCCAGUGAGAUUGCAGUGGCUGUGGAUGAUGAUAGCAACACACAUGAUGUCCAGUUUAUCACAGUCACCCAGAGUCAGCUCACUCUUGGUAGGAAGCUUGAGUUACAACAUACAUGUAUAGGUAUUGACCACCACGAGGGUGAACUGUUUAUCUGCUCUGGUACUGCUCUGUUCAAGUACACACUGAGUGGCAAACAGGUCUGCAGACUCUAUGAAGAUGGGUCAUCUGAUUAUACAGGUGACAGGCUGUACAUCACCAGCUGGGACCAGGAGAAGCUUCUCACCCUGGCCAGGGAUGGCACACUCCUGGCUACAUACUCAGACCCAGCACUAGAGUGGCCACGUGGUCUACAUGUGACCCCUGCAGGCCAGGUGCUGGUCUGUGGAUACCUGUCCAACACUGUACAACAGGUGGGCUGGGAGGGGCAGAGUAAGCUGGCUAAGCUGGAUACUCAGAAGGAUGGAGUGUGGUGCCCAUGUGGCUGCUGA